AUGGCGUCCUCCGAUCUUGAGGCUGCCACUGCGCUGAAGGCGCAGGGGAACAAGGCGUUCGCGCAACAUGAAUGGCCCGCCGCCAUCGACUUCUACACACAGGCGAUAGAGAAGUACGACAAGGAACCCACCUUCUUCAGCAACAGAGCUCAGGCGCAUAUCAAGCUUGAAGCGUACGGAUUUGCGAUUGCAGAUGCCACCAAGGCACUGGAGCUUGACCCCAACUUCAUCAAGGCAUACUGGAGACGAGCCCUUGCAAACAGCGCCAUCCUGCACUACAAGGAAGCCCUCAAGGACUUUAGGGCGGUGGUUAAGCGGGAUCCGGGAAACCGCGAUGCGAAGCUGAAGCUCGCUGAAUGUGAGAAGCUGGUCCGCCGGCUGGAGUUCGAGAAGGCCAUCGAAGUCAGCGACCCGCCCUCGGCUUUCGAGAGCCUGGAUAUCGACUCGAUUGCUGUGGAUGCUAGCUACGAUGGCGUGCGGUUGGAGAAGAACGAGAUGACACAGGAGUUCAUCGACGAUAUGAUCGAGCGGUUCAAGAACGGCAAGAAGAUUCACCGCAAGUACGUCUUCCAAAUAAUCAAGGCCGUGAAGGACAUCGUCUACGCUGAGCCGACGAUGGUGGAGGUUGGCGUCGAGGAGGGCACCCGCUUGACGGUCUGUGGUGAUACGCACGGACAAUACUUCGACCUGCUUGAGAUUUUCCGGUUGAACGGCUAUCCGAGCGAGACGAAUGCUUAUCUCUUCAACGGUGACUUUGUGGAUCGGGGAUCGUGGUCGACUGAGAUUGCUCUGCUUCUCUACGCGUACAAGUGGCUGAGACCCAACCGCAUCUUCUUGAACCGUGGCAACCACGAGACGGACGACAUGAACAAGGUGUACGGUUUUGAGGGCGAGUGCAAGGCUAAAUACAACGAGACCACCUUCAAGGUCUUCUCGGAGUCCUUCUCCGCUCUGCCCUUGGCCACGUUGAUCGGUAACAAGUACCUUGUUCUCCACGGUGGUCUCUUCUCCGACGACAACACUACCCUCGAUGAUAUCCGCAAGUUGAACCGCCAUAACCAGCGCCAGCCGGGCCAGCAGGGGUUGAUGAUGGAGAUGCUCUGGACCGACCCGCAGACCCAACCUGGUCGUGGACCCAGCAAGCGCGGUGUUGGUCUUCAAUUCGGACCCGACGUCACCAAGCGCUUCUGUGAGAAGAACGGACUGGAGGCGAUCAUCCGAUCGCACGAGGUUCGCAUGGAGGGCUACGAGGUCGAGCAUGAUGGACGCUGCAUCACGGUCUUCUCGGCGCCCAAGUAUUGCGAUUCCACCGAGAACAAGGGUGCUUUCAUCAAGAUUGGGCCUGAGCUCAAGCUUGAGUACCAGGUCUUCGAGGCUGUUCCCCACCCUGACAUCAAGCCGAUGGCCUACGCACAAAGCUCCCUCAUGUCUAUGAUCUUUGCCUCCGUCUCAGCUCGUGAGCGCUGGCCGAUCAUCCUGACAGGUGCCAUUGAUGACCUGCACCGCACCGUUAGCGAGACAACCGAUGAGGAAAAGCGUCGGGAAGGAAAGGAAAUCACCGAGAAGCUCGCAGCAUUCAAGUAUGAGCUGCAGCAUAACAGACAAUUGACCCCCCUUCCCGACGACGGCCAACCCGAUAUCGCAGACUACAACAAGGAGCUCGAAGAACGGGGGAACCCGGCAUGGCAUGAUGUCUCGUGGCUUUACUCAGAAUGCUACCUCUACAGACGGUUGAGCACCCUUUUCUCGCUCUCCAAACACUGGAAGGGCUAUGACGUGUUCGCCCGGCAGAAGCUCUCGACCUUCAAGUCAUCCCGUCCUGCUGUUCUCGAACUGGCGGCCCGAUACAAGGAGCUGGCCACGGAAGCCGAGAAGGGCGGCAACGAGGGCCGCAGCGCGGAGCAGGUCGAGCAGGCGGAGCGGGUGCUCUUCUCGGAGAUGUGCGAGAUCUGCCUGUGGGGCAAUGCCACCGACCUCUCCCUCCUGACCUCGCUCACCUACGAGGACAUCCAGAAGCUGCAGGGCUCCAAGGCCCGCAAGGCUGCCGAGGAGAACAUCCUCGUCAACGACCUCGAUGCCGCCUUCGACGUGCUGCAGCGGGCCCGGCGCGAGCGCAAAACCCAGGAACGGCGCGUCGACAUCGUCCUCGACAACUCCGGCUUCGAGCUGUUCGUCGACCUCAUCCUCGCCGGCUACCUGCUCUCCGCGGGGCUGGCCACGACCGUCGUCCUCCACCCGAAGGUGAUCCCGUGGUUCGUGUCCGACGUCACCCCGCCGGACUUCAUGGCCCUCAUCAACGCCCUCGCCGACGCCCAGGGCUUCUUCACCGCCGCCGACGAGUCCGGCCGCACGCACGACCCGCUGUCCCAGAAGGAACUUUCCGAGGUGACUUUCCUGUUCGACCACUGGAGCCACCUCCACGCCGAGGGCAAGCUCGUCAUCCGCCCGCACGCCUUCUGGACCCUCCCCGGCGGUUACUGGCGCAUGCCGUACCUCGCCCCGGAUCUCUACGAGGAUCUCAAGCAGAGUGAACUCGUUCUCUUCAAGGGUGAUCUCAACUACCGCAAGUUGACUAAUGAUUCCACCUGGGACCCAACCACCCCCUUCACCACCGCCAUUGGGCCCCUCGGCCGCCCCGACUCCGGCAUCCGCGUCAUGGCCUUCCGGACCUGCAAGGCCGACGUCGUGGUCGGUCUCCCUGCCGGCGUGGACGAGAAGCUCCGCGCCCUGCCUGACGGCGGCGGCGCCGAGGCCCGCAAAUGGGCCUGGAGCGGCAAGUGGGCUGUUGUGUCGUUUAGUGAUGGCAAGCAAGGCUCGAAGUGA
Molecule: messenger RNA, 2823 nt
Organism: Aspergillus aculeatus ATCC 16872
Lineage: Eukaryota; Fungi; Ascomycota; Eurotiomycetes; Eurotiales; Aspergillaceae
Exons: 10
Coding region: 1-2823 (940 amino acids)
Cellular component (GO): nucleus; cytosol
Molecular function (GO): protein binding; protein serine/threonine phosphatase activity
Source: RefSeq, a predicted model, not a curated record